CUCAAUCACCGGGCGCCGGAAGCGGGGCUGGGGGGUUGUCGAGGGAAGCUGAGGCCCGCUCGGGUGGCCGGGAUGCCGUCGGGGAAGGUUUUCCGCCGGCGGAGAGCGGACUCCGAGGACGAGGAGGAGGAUGAGCAGGUCACCGAGGAGGUCAGAUUAAAACUUGAGGAAGCAAAAGAAGUUCAGAGUCUCAGAAGACGGCCCAAUGGGGUGAGUGCUGCAGCCCUGCUUGUUGGGGAGAAAUUGCAAGAAGAGACAACGUUGGCGGAUGAUCCCUUUAAGAUAAAGACCGGUGGGAUGGUGGACAUGAAGAAGCUGAAAGAACGCGGCAAGGACAGGAUUAACGAAGAGGAGGACCUCAAUCUGGGAACCUCUUUCUCAGCAGAAACCAACAGGCGGGAUGAGGAUGCUGACAUGAUGAAGUACAUUGAGACAGAGCUGAAGAAGAGGAAGGGGAUUGUAGAAAGCGAGGAGCAGAAGGUGAAGCUGAAGAAUGCCGAGGAUUGUCUGUACGAGCUGCCGGAGAGCAUCCGCGUCUCUUCAGCCAAGAAGACCGAAGAGAUGCUGUCCAAUCAGAUGCUGAGUGGCAUUCCUGAAGUGGAUCUGGGAAUAGACGCAAAAAUAAAAAACAUAAUCUUUACUGAGGAUGCCAAGGCAAGGCUGCUGGCGGAGCAGCAAAACAAAAAGAAAGACAGUGAAACCUCCUUUGUUCCCACAAACAUGGCUGUGAACUACGUCCAGCACAACAGAUUCUACCAUGAGGAGCUGAGUGCACCAGUGAGGAGGAAUAAAGAAGAACCAAAAGCUCGUCCACUGAGAGUGGGGGAUACGGAGAAGCCAGAACCUGAGCGGUCCCCGCCGAAUCGCAAGCGCCCACCCAAUGAGAAAGCAACAGAUGACUACCACUAUGAGAAAUUCAAGAAGAUGAACAGACGAUACUGAAAUCUGCUCAGUAGAACAGUAUGGACCAAACAUUUUGCUAGAGCUUUUAAGUGCAAGAUGUUGUGUAAAAACUCCUGAAGUGGACGGGAUCACUUCCUAUAGAUUUUUAGUAUUACCCACAAGAUUUUUUCUCACAGUAAAGUCAUAGUGAAUUAGUGGGCACAGUGCUUGUGACAUCUCCCUUCCCCGUGGUGACUUGUAUAUAACUUAUUUUGUUAUAAAACUUUUUUUUUUCUUUUCUAAAUAUGUUGGCUUCCUGUUUGGCAUUUAUUUUAGCGUAAAGUCAACCUUGUUCAUAGAUCUUUUCACCUUAAAAAAAGAAACUUUUUAAAGACAAAAAUGCUUUCAGCUUGUAAACAUAUAGUCUAUGUUUAAAGCUGGUUUGCCAGAUUGAGGUUCCAAAGCAACUUCAUAAAAAGGUACUUUUUGUUAGUUCCAAAGGGUGUAAAUUGUAGACAGUGUGCGACUCUGAGAUAAUACAGGAAUUUGUUCAGCACACAGCAGUAUUCAACUUCUCUUCCAGUUAGAGUGGGUGCCAUGUAAGAUCUUCAAUGUGUGCUACUCUGCAGGGAUUGCAGUAUGACAGGAUUUCUUAUCUUCAGUGUAGGGAAAUACAGCAGUUACUGUAGGUGCGUGAAUAAUUAAUGUGUUUGAGAUUUUUUUAAAUGAUGCCCAUUGUGUUUGUAUCGUUUCCUCGCCAUGGAUUUAUUUCCAUAGCAAUGAGGGUUUUUUCAUUUUAUUUCAGUUGCCAAGAAUGAGAAAAAUCAUUAUUGUAACUAUUUUGAGGCCUUUCUAGAUAGCGAUGAUGUAAGAUUUUGUGUCAGAAAGCCAAACAAAUAGGAAGCAAACACCAGCUAUAUAUUUCCAGAAACUGUCUGUAAAAUAAAUUAAAAUGAAAUUGAAAAUGGGUUUUGAACUUUUAAAAAAAUAAAUAAAACUUUUAACUUGACAUCAGUGAGAUUCUGUUACUUCAGUAAUGUGCACACUAGAUUCAUCCCAUGCCGCUUGUAAUGAAGUCCUGGAUGUACUUAAAACAAAUAUUAGUCAAAAAAUUUCUAAAGUUGUGUGAAAUUGACAAAAUCAUCAAAUCGGAACAAGUAGCAGCAGCAGCAACUGUUGUGAGAGUUGGGAUCAUGAGCCAGCUCACAUCCAGUGCUUUAGUAACGUUGUUGGAUGCUUUCAUGAAUGAUUUGUAUCAAGUCAAACAAAUUUUUAGAGUGAAGUAUACAACAGUGAAAAUGUAAAUGACUGGUUUGUCUGCCUGUCUAAAAUACUAAAGAUACUGGUAGGUUCAGGAGUUUGAUAAUGGCAGAUAGGCUUUCAUCUGCUCAAAUCAAUCUUCAUGGUGUCAUCUGCCAAAGUACUACUUGAACGUUGUUCCUAGCUGAUAGCUGUUUAUCUUCGUUCAAAUGAGUUUGAUGGUGUUGGUCCAAUUGUUAAGCACAUGCUCAUAUCACAGAAAUUACCCCUCACAGUUAGCAUGGUUAUUGGCAAUUUAAUGAGUGAAUAGAGCAUUGAGACUAGACUGCCUUCUCACCUCCAAGAAUUUCUGUUGCCACUACUGUUGGACUGACACCUUUCAAAUACAUUUUUCUUUGAGUUAAUUUUUAAAUCUCUGUAAAGAGGAGAAAAAUAAACUUUUCCUGUAAAUCAA
Gopherus flavomarginatus (Mexican gopher tortoise) is the source of this 2596-nucleotide messenger RNA. It is a transcript of the gene C17H9orf78, whose product is annotated as chromosome 17 C9orf78 homolog. Bases 73 to 942 code for a protein of 289 amino acids. The record is from RefSeq and is a predicted model, not a curated record. NCBI's taxonomy places the organism in Eukaryota, Metazoa, Chordata, Testudines, Testudinidae. Gene Ontology annotation, biological process: mRNA splicing, via spliceosome. The transcript is spliced from 9 exons. Gene Ontology annotation, cellular component: spliceosomal complex.